AUGUCAGUAGAGAGGAUGGCUGAUGUUGCACAUGAACUGGGAAUAGGAGUUGAUGAGGAUUUUCCAGAAUGCCAGAAUGGGAAGGAAAAAGCAGAUGCCAUCACUGCAGAGAUUAAAGACAUCUUCAAAUACAAAGAGAAACAAUCUGAAAACAUAGAAAACUAUAAAAGCAAUCUUAAAAUGAAAAAAGAAGAGCUGCGUCAGAAACAGAACUCCUAUGCUAUGUCAGAUGGAAUGAAACGCUUCAUUACUGCAAUAUCCAGCCCAGAGAGAGAGAGGGGUUAUUUUCUGAAAUGGAUGAGAAUGAAUCUUGAUGACUUGUCUCGAGUAAAACUCUCUGGCCUUAGGGCUAUUUCCAAGGAAAAAUCCAAGGACUCUGAGAACAAAAAUGAAAUCAAAGAAAUUGACCAACAACUUUCCAAUAGCUCACUGGGAGUUGAACACUUCUUCCGUGAAAUGGGUCAGAUCUAUGAAGCUUCCCUUUCUCUUCCUGAAAGUAACCCAUCACGUCAACAACUGCAACAUCUGCCUAAACUCUGUGCUCAGUUGUUGCUGGAUGGAUUUCCUCUUGAGCUUGUAGAUGGAGAUGCUUCCAACAUACCUCUCAGAUGGGUGAGUGAUGUUCUCUAUCAGCUCAAUGACUUGGUGUCUCCUAAGAACAAGAUAGUGGUCGUCACAGUUCUUGGAGUUCAAAGCACAGGAAAAUCCACCCUCCUUAACACCAUGUUUGGAGUGCAGUUUGCAGUCAGCAGUGGUCGAUGCACUAGAGGUGCCUUCAUGCUGCUCAUCAAAGUCAAUGAAGACUUCAGAAAUGUUCUAAACUGUGACUUUAUGGUGAUCAUCGACACUGAAGGCUUAAAGUCUCCUGAUCUCGCUCAACUGGACAACAGCCAUGAACAUGACAAUGAACUGGCAACACUUGUUGUUGGGCUGAGUGAUGUCACCAUUAUCAAUAUUUCAAUGGAGAAUUCAACAGAAAUGAAAGACAUCCUGCAGAUAGUGGUGCAUGCUUUCCUCAGGAUGACGGAGGUUGGUAAAAAGCCCAGAUGUCAGUUUGUUCACCAGAACGUUUCUGAUGUUUCAGCUCAUGGGAAGAAUCUACGAGACAGGAAGCUGCUCCUAGAACAGCUGAAUGAGAUGACCCAGGCAGCAGCUAAAAUGGAAAAGAAAGAGAAGAACAAGAAAUUCACUGAUGUAAUGGAGUACGAUCUAGACACUGGGAACUGCUACAUUCCUGGACUCUGGAAUGGAAACCCACCAAUGGCACCAGUUAAUGCAGGAUACAGUGAGGCUGUCUAUGAGUUCAAGAAAAACAUCAUCCAACUGCUGGGAAAGUGUGGGUCAACUUCUAAUAACAUCUUGGAGUUCAGAGAGUGGAUAACCAGCCUGUGGAACGCAGUAAAACAUGAAAACUUCAUCUUCAGCUUCUGAAACAGUCUGGUAGCUGAUGCAUACAUGAGGCUCUGCACAGAGUACAACAAAUGGGAGUGGGAGUUCAAAAAAGAUAUGUACACCUGGGUUACCAAAGCAGAAACUAGAAUUUCUAAUUUUGGUACAGCUGCUGCAACAUCUGACAUAUCUGACAUGGAGAACUUUAUCACUGAGUUAAAAAGUGAAGCAGUCAAAGAGUUGAUUAAGUUUGAGUCAAAGAUUCUUGAGAACCUGAAGAAAUACUUUGAGCAGCCAGAAGGUCAUGUUUACCUGGUUGAAGGAUAUAGAGAGGACUUCUCUAACAGCAUAAAGAGUCUUAGA
Cyprinodon variegatus (sheepshead minnow) is the source of this 1752-nucleotide messenger RNA. Its product is annotated as up-regulator of cell proliferation-like. Bases 1 to 1431 code for a protein of 476 amino acids. NCBI's taxonomy places the organism in Eukaryota, Metazoa, Chordata, Actinopteri, Cyprinodontiformes, Cyprinodontidae. The record is from RefSeq and is a predicted model, not a curated record. The transcript is spliced from 2 exons. Gene Ontology annotation, molecular function: GTPase activity; GTP binding.